Coregonus clupeaformis (lake whitefish) is the source of this 8961-nucleotide messenger RNA. RefSeq names its product CLIP-associating protein 1-A. NCBI's taxonomy places the organism in Eukaryota, Metazoa, Chordata, Actinopteri, Salmoniformes, Salmonidae. The record is from RefSeq and is a predicted model, not a curated record. Gene Ontology annotation, molecular function: microtubule binding; kinetochore binding. Gene Ontology annotation, cellular component: cytoplasmic microtubule; mitotic spindle; microtubule organizing center. Bases 968 to 5899 code for a protein of 1643 amino acids. Gene Ontology annotation, biological process: mitotic spindle assembly. The transcript has 45 exons.
AGAGGGCUUGACAGAAAUGGUAGCAGAAGGUGACUGGACCUUUUGAAGCACACAUCCAGAUGAUGCUGAGUACUAUACUAUCGGUGUGAUGAAGGCGUUACAGACAACAGAGUGUGAGUUGCUUGGGUGGAUCUGGCACCAUUGCGCCUCCCUUCACGUAAGUGACUGAGUUGCUGUAGCACUGUCUUCAAAUUUAGAAAAGCUGCAUUCACGCAAGUACUAGCUACACCGAGGGCAAUUUAAUCCAAGGAAGGAAAUAUAUUUAUCUUGGAGAGAAGUAGUGAACAACAGAAUUGUGAGUGCGCCAAUUUCCAGGCGCAUCCCCUGUCAAUACCAUUCUUGUUCAGCAAACGGCAUUCUGGGUGGAGACUGAGGUGCCUCGAUGCUGCUCAAUAGUCAUAACCCGACAAUAUUUACAAAUACUUCAGAUAUUUGUAUUGCUUUCUGAGAAUGGCAUGGCCUUCCCGGGAACCAGGGACCACUAAGUUAUGAAGCUCUUCCCUUCCAGACCUUCCCUGCUCUCCAUCUCCAGUUACUGUCACUGCCUGAGCGUUACCUGCUGUUGCUCUCACGACCAUCUCUGCCCAGCCUGGUACUAACAGCUUGGCUCAGACUCACUUCAACACAAAGAAGAAAAAAAGAGCGAGAGAAGAGAAGAGAAGAAAACCCUCCCCAGCUGCCAUCCAGACACAUAUGGUGCAUAGCUGCCAUUCCCCAGGCUCCCUCCAUACCCGCGGCCUGACCUCUAGCUCCUGGCACUCAUCACACAGCCUAGCCCAGGGCCUGCCAGAGGGAUAUAAAUAGGCUACAUCCAUCCAGGGUGUGGAGCGUGCUCUUGUGUUUCCUUUUUCCCCCAGGUCACACACACGCCCGGUGGGGGUCACACCCAUUUGUUUUCGCUCUUCCCGCUGCCUGGAGCAGUGGGAGCUAGUGGUGGGAACGAGGCGGGAGAGACGAGGCCGAGACCAUGGAGGUCAAUAUGGAUUACUGUCUGGCCCAGGUGGUGCAGAAAGACCUGGGGAGGAAGGUGCAGGUGGGACAGGAGCUCAUAGAUUACAUCCUGGAUAAGGACAGGUCCCAGGAUCUGGAGCAAGACCAGACAGGUCUGGACAGGAUGGUGGACAGCAUCGCUACAACCUGGGUCAACUGCUCCAACUUCAAGGUGGCUUUGCUAGGAAUAGACCUUUUAUCUGCCCUAGUGACAAGGCUACAGGACCGAUUUAGGAACCACGUGGGAACAGUACUGCCCAGUCUGAUAGAUCGUCUGGGUGAUUCCAAAGACCAAGUCAGAGAACAAGAUCAAAUCCUGCUGCUGAAGAUCAUGGAGCAGGCUGCCUCCCCACAGUACGUGUGGGAUAGAAUGCUGGGAGGCUUCAAACACAAGAACAACAGGACCAGAGAGGGAGUGUGCCUUUGCCUCAUCUCAACGCUCAACAUGUACGGAGCUCAAGGCUUAACCCUCAGUAAAAUAGUCCCUCACAUAUGUAAUCUACUAGGUGAUCCCACCAGUCAGGUGAGAGACGGAGCUAUGGGCUGCCUGGUGGAGAUCUACAGACACGUGGGGGAGAGGGUGAGGAUGGACCUCAGCAAGAAGGGCCUACCACAGUCACGGUUGAAUGUAAUUUUCAGUAGAUUUGAUGAAGUCCAAAGAUCUGGGAACAUGAUCCCAUCAUCAGGUUCAGAUAAGAACUUUGAGGAUGAGGACUCUGUGGAUGGGGGCAGGUCCUCCUCCUCCGUAUCGUCCUCCAAGGCGCCCCCCAGUGGGAGGAGGACUGUAGCUCCAGCUUCUGUCCGCAGGCCCAGCUCUGCCACCGGACCCGGCAAGAUCUCUGCUAAAGAUGCUGCUGCAGGAGCAGUAGAUGAGGAGGACUUCAUCAAGGCUUUUGAAGAGGUUCCUUCUAUCCAGAUCCAUUCCAACAGAGAGAUGGAGGACAACCUCUCCAAGGUCCGGGAGGUUCUGUCUGACGACAAAAACGACUGGGAGCACCGAGUCAUCGCUCUGAAGAAGGUGCGUUCUCUGCUCCUGGCUGGAGCGAUGGAGUAUGAUAGUUUCCCUCAGCAGCUCCGUCUACUGGAGGCCCCUCUGAAGCUUUCGGCUAAAGACCUGAGGUCUCAGGUGGUACGAGAGGCCUGCAUCACACUGGGAUACCUGUCCACGUUAAUGGGCAACAAGUUUGACCACUGUGCAGAGACGCUAAUGCCCACACUGCUCAACCUGGUGCCCAACAGUGCCAAGGUCAUGGCCACGUCUGGGAUGGCAGCCAUACGGCUCAUCCUCAGGCACACACACUACUCACGUCUCAUCCCCAUCAUCACUAGUAACUGCCUGUCCAAAUCAGUGGCCGUCAGAAGGCGCAGUUAUGAGUUCUUAGAGUUGUUAUUACUAGAGUGGCAGACGCACACACUGGAGAGGCACGUGACUGUUCUGACGGAGACCAUCAAGAAAGGGAUACAUGAUGCCGACUCAGAGGCCAGAUCCGUGGCCAGAAAGUGUUAUUGGGGUUUCCAUGGCCACUACAGCCGGGAGGCAGAGCAUCUGUUCCAGGCCCUGGAGUCGAGCUAUCAGAAGGCUCUCCAGUCUCACCUGAAAAGUUCUGACAGCAUUGUGUCCCUCCCCCAAUCAGACCGCUCAUCCUCCUCCUCUCAGGAGAGCCUCAACCGGCCCCUGUCUGUCAAGAGUGUCAUAGGUGGCAGCAUAACAAGGGGUAAGAUGGUGAGUUCCAGGGUGAACUCUAACCCAGGCGGUUCUCUCCAGCGUUCCCGUAGUGACAUCGAUGUGAAUGCCGCGGCCAGCGCCAAAUCCCGUCUGGUUAUCGUGCCCUCCGCUUCUCCCUUCAGCUCAGCCGCUGCUCUGCCCCCAGGCUCCUACGCCUCUCUAGAUGGCACACCUGGUAAAAUUCAUACUGGUCGUGUGCGUACGAGGAGGACAAGCGCCGGCAGUGCCGUCGGAGCCAGCGCUACUGUGACUGACAGCAGGGGGCGCAGCCGAGCCAAAAUGGUAUCCCAGUCCCAGCGAUCCAGAUCUGCUAACCCCACUGGCGGUGGUAAGGCCCGGACUUCAUCCAAUCAGACUGGCAGUCGCUCCAGUUCCCCUGGGAAGCUGCUGGGCCACUCGUCUGGGUACGGGAGGAUCAGCAGGCCCCCCUCAGCCUCCAGCACCCCUGUAGACAAGAGGAGCAAGGUCCCCCGCAGCCAGGGCUGCAGUAGAGAUUCCUCUCCCAGCCGACUGGGACUAGCGAGGAGCCGUAUCCCCCGGCCCAGCAUGAGUCAGGGCUGCAGCAGGGAAACCUCUAGGGAAAGCAGCAGAGACACCAGCCCUGCUCGGGCCUUCAAGCCUCUUGCCUCCCGACGUACUUCCCGCUCUACCAGCGCCCUAUCUACGGCUGACCCCCACGGCCAGUCAGAUCGGUUUGGUUUGAUCCACCAGGACCGCAUCUCUGCCUCAGUAAACGCCAUGAAAGUCCUCAACACUGGCACUGAGGUCGAGGCUGCUGUGGCUGAUGCACUGCUAUUAGGAGACUCCAGAAAUAAGAGGAAGCCUAUAAGGCGGCGGUAUGAGUCUCCAGGUAUCUAUUCUGACGACGAUGCUAACAGCGAUGCGUCCAGCGCUUGCUCGGAGCGCUCGUACGGGUCCAGGAACGGAGGUAUCCCUCACUACCUGCGUCAAACGGAGGAUGUGGCGGAGGUGCUAAACCACUGUGCCAGCUCAAACUGGUCAGAGAGGAAGGAGGGGCUGCUGGGUCUGCAGAAUCUACUCAAGAACCAAAGAAUACUCAGCCGAGUGGAGCUGAAGAGACUAUGUGAGAUCUUCAGCAGGAUGUUUGCAGAUCCACACAGCAAGAGAGUGUUUAGUAUGUUUCUGGAGACUCUGUUGGACUUUAUCUUGGUGCACAAAGAAGACCUGCAGGACUGGCUGUUUGUCCUGCUCACCCAGCUACUGAAGAAGAUGGGAGCUGACCUGCUGGGGUCUGUCCAGGCCAAGGUCCAGAAGGCUCUGGACAUCACCAGGGAGUCUUUUCCGUUUGAUCAGCAGUUCAACAUCCUGAUGAGGUUCAUUGUUGACCAGACACAGACACCCAACCUCAAGGUGAAGGUGGCCAUCCUGAAGUACAUAGAGUCACUGGCAAAACAGAUGGAUCCUACAGACUUUGUCAACUCCAGUGAAACCCGACUGGCUGUAUCUCGCAUCAUUACCUGGACCACAGAGCCCAAGAGCUCCGACGUCAGGAAGACCCUUCAUAACUGGGUGGUGGAGGAGCUAUCAGGCAGGUCCACUACUGCAGCCUUACUGUCCCAGCAGGCCGGGGAGGGGCAACUGGAAGAAUGGUGUAAGCAGGCGGCCCAGGUUGUGCUGAUCUCUCUGUUUGAGCUGAACACCCCAGAGUUCACCAUGCUGCUGGGAGCCCUGCCCAAGACCUUCCAGGACGGGGCCACCAAGCUGCUCCAGAAUCACCUGAAGAACUCCAGCAACACCAGCAGCGUGAGUUCUCCCAGCAACGCUAUUGGGCGGACCACAAGCCGCCACACCCCUAGCCGGACCAGCCCCCUCACUUCCCCGACCAACUGCUCCCAUGGGGGGCUAUCUCCCAGUCGGUUGUGGGGUGGGUGUUGGAGUGGCGAUGGGCUAUCUAAGCACCCCCCUCCCCCUCAUCCUCCUCCGCCUCACUCCACCCCCGCAGGCCCCGCCCUCAGGGUCCUCCGCAGAGCGUACUCUCCCAGUAUGUUGGAGUAUGACACAGAGAACAUGAACUCUGAUGAGAUCUACAGCUCCCUGCGAGGGGUCACAGAGGCCAUCCAGAGCUUCAGCUACCGCAGCCAGGAGGACCUCAACGAGCUGAGAGGGAAGAGGGACGAUGCUGCGGGACGGGAAGGUGUUGCGCCCUCCCCAGGCUCUGAUGCCCGUCUGGGGUUGGAUGUGGUGGAGGGUGGGCGGACGGCCCUAGAUAACAAGACCUCCCUUCUCAACACCCCGUCUCCCCGCUCCUUCUCUGGGCCGCGAGCCAGAGAUUUUGCCCCCUACGGAUACGGAGACACCAUCACCUCAUCCUACGACAAGAGUGCCCUGAAGGAGGCCGUGUUUGAUGACGACGUGGAGCAGUUUAGAGACUGCCGUCGGCAGGAUGGCAGUGGGGAAAACAAGAUGGUGCUGCCUAAGGGAUUUGCUCCUGGUUCCCAGGACCACUCGGACCUGGUUGCAGACCUGCUGAAGGAACUGUCUAAUCACAAUGAACGCGUGGAGGAGCGUAAGGGGGCGUUGGUGGAGCUCCUGAAGAUCACCCGGGAGGACAGCCCGGCCGUGUGGGACGAACACUUCAAGACCAUCCUCCUCCUGCUCCUGGAGACACUGGGGGAUAAAGACCACACAAUCCGUGCCCUGGCACUGAGGGUACUGAAGGAGAUACUGCGGAACCAGCCGGCCCGCUUCAAGAACUACGCUGAACUCACCAUCAUGAAGACCCUGGAGGCACACAAAGACUCCCACAAGGAGGUGGUAAGAGCAGCGGAGGAGUCUGCCUCCACCCUGGCCGGCUCCAUCCACCCAGAGCAGUGUAUCAAGGUGCUGUGUCCCAUCGUCCAGACGGCUGACUACCCCAUCAACCUGGCUGCCAUCAAGAUGCAGACCAAAGUGAUAGAACGCAUCACCAAGGAGUCCCUGCACCAGCUGCUGCCUGACAUCAUACCAGGACUACUGCAGGGUUAUGACAACACAGAGAGUAGUGUUCGCAAGGCCAGCGUGUUCUGUCUGGUGGCCAUCUACUCCGUGAUUGGAGAAGAGCUCAAACCACACCUGCAGCUACUCACGGGCAGCAAGAUGAAGCUGCUGAACUUGUACAUCAAGAGGGCUCAGACAACCAACAGCAACAGCAGCAGUUCCUCGGAUGUCUCCUCACACAGCUAGCUAACGGAGCAGAGGGAGGGAAACACUGAUCCAUCUGCCUGUACUGUGGAUCUGAAUUGGGGGGAAAAGGGUUGCUUCCCAAAUUGUCAUCCUUUUCCCUAUAUAGUGCACUUUUGGGCUUUGGUUGAAAGCAGUGCACAAUAUAGGGAAUAGGGUGCCAUUUGGGACGAAGCCAUAGUCGUGCCUCUUCCAGACCUCUCCAUUCCUGAGCUUUUCUUCUCUCCUUCACCCCACUGGACUCCUCUGGGUGACCCUAUGACCUGCUCAUCGCUUCAACCACCCCUUCACUUACUUUGCUCUUUUCUUUUUCUUUCCGGGGAACUUGUACCUUCAUUAGCCCCCCCCCCUUUAUUGAAGUUUUUGAAUGCAAAGGAGGUCUGGGUGAAGGGCGCUUUAACGCUUUUGGACUUUACUAUAAGACCCUGAAUGAGAGUCGAGCUGUGUCUGCUUCAACCCUCUAGUUCACUAGCAAUUUUUUGUAAGGUAAAGAUCGGAUGUUCAUUAUGUUGAGCAUUCAGAGUGUAGGGGGGAAAACAUAACUAAGGGUUAUGAUAUGGUCCAAUAAGAAUGGUACGUAUGGUCCAAUACCAAAUAAUACCCUGAUAUUGAUUCAGCAAAAACAAAACAUCCCUUCAAAUGCAAUUGGAUGAAUAAACACAGCCUGAAACGUCACAGUAGAAUAGGUCCUUCACGUUUAACCAGGAAGUCCCAUUGAGGUCGGAAGACCUUAUUCCUAAGGAGGACCACAUGACAUCCGGUUUGUGAUAAAGAAUCAUAUGGCUGACCCAGUGAUGAUACAAAGCCCUUAUAAACGGGGGGCCAGUAUUAAAAAUAAAAUAAUGUAUGCACUCACUAAGUGUAAGUCACUCUGGAUAAGAGCGUCUGCUAAAUGACUAAAAUGUAAAAAUGUAAUAAACAGUUUGGGAACAAUGAAAACCAAAUAUGUCAGCAAUUGAAGUAGAAUGAGUGGAAAUCUGAUUGUUUUUCUUUAUUAACUGAGGGAUGACGUUAUACAAUCUCGUAAAAAGGAAACAUUUUAAUUUGAAAAUGUUACGUUUGUCAAUCAUUAUAAAGGCUAACUUAAGCCCAGGUAAGCUAACACUAUCUUUUAUUAUUAGUAUCCAUUAGUUUGGGAGAAAUUAUGGCGCAAACAUUGUCAGAGGCCAAUUUGCAGCUAAUAGCUUGGCUAUAACAUGAGAAAAAAUAGAAGUACUGUAUUAAAUAAAUGGUGACCUUCAUUUUUUCAACACAAAAUUGGCAAUCUAAAAUGGAAGCUUUUCAAAAGAAGGAGAGAGGUAAAGAUGCAACUGUGUCUGAAGUUAAAUCUGUUUUUCCAACUCACAAUCAAUUAUGGUUGUGGUUAACUCCAUUUCGAUUGUCAAAUAAAAACAAAUAUUAAGGGAGGAAAAUACACCAAAACAUAACAUUUCUUAACAUUCCCUGAAUCAAUCAAGUGCAAUUGUAAUGGAUCCCUUCCAACUCAGAAUUUGAAUGAGUGUUCUCAACCUACUCAAUGUCCAUGUUGCUAAUGAUGUCACUGAAUGAGUGGGCCAUAAUCAGUCAUGACAACAUACAAACUUGUCAGUGAAAACACUAAACAAAUCCAAAGUGUCACAUUUAUUUAUUCCCACCCUCUUCCCACCUGUGUUGCCAGAUUAUGGCAUUUUACCUGUUAACUAUGAUGCUGCUGUUUAUAACGUAUACAUGUCUGAUAAUGAGUAACAACACUACACUUGUUGAUAAUGUGAAUAUUACAGGCUCAGUUUUGGAAGGAGAUCAGUGGAUUCAUUGAGACAGACUCCUAGUCCUGGAUUAAAAACUAUUCUCAGUGGAGAAUAUCUAUUAAAAGUGUGUUUUAGUCCUAGUCUUAAUCUGUGUCCAGGAAACCGGCCCUACCAGGCUUAUGUUAAUUUUCCACAGUAAUGUUUGGAUCACUUGUACUGUUGAAAAACAAGAUAGAUGUACAUACAGAAGCUCUCAGCUCUUAAAAAUUUGAAACAAUUACUCCAUGAACUACAAUAAACAGGCUUGCAAACCGAUACAAUAAUAUUCACCAUGAUGAUGCAAAUAUUAGUUGUUUAUAAUAAUACAGUAUUACACCCACCUUCCCUUCACGUAACUACAGCUUUUGCAAUAAAGAAAAUACCAUGAUGAGCAAACUUAAGUAUUUUGUACAUAACUGUUGAUCAAUCACCGCUUCGCAACUGUCAUGUAAUGAAAUAAAAAGGUUAAUAUCUCACUUUUUUGCACGUUAGUGAAUUAGCUUGCAUGUUUUUGGGCAGCACAUCCACUUGGUGCUGCCUUUAAUCGAUGGGUCCUGUUUUGGCUGUUGAAGUGCACUUGUAACCUCAUCAGUUUGGUCAGCCUUUACAACAACAGGUAGCCACCUGGCAGGAAUACACUCUCAGAGCUCUGCGAGUUGACCAGAACUUUACGAAGUCUCUGACUUCCCUAGACAACUGUGUACACUGUACAGGGCCUAACCGUCUCAAGGUGCCAAGCAGACAUGUACAGUACUAGUUCUCCUUUAGUACAGUACUACAUAUUUGGGCAUGUGGCUUUUAUUAAAGGUACACUGUGUGUGCGUGCCUUUUUACUAUAGUAAAGUAUCUGGCAUCUAUUCCCAUCUGCUGAACAGUUGUAAAAAUUACACUAAUUGUUUGCUUUGUUUGUUUUUAAAUGGGGCUAUCAUCCUUUUGUAAGUAUGUUCAUUUUAUUUUAUUGUGUGUUAGUGAGAAGCCAAUCGUUUUGUUAAAGACAGAAAGUACUGUAUUGGCUGAUGACCCAUGAAGAUCUGGAUCAUUUUCACAUUAUCUGCUGGUGAUGAUGGUCCCUAAGAGAAGGUAUUCUUAGCAAUCUGUUCACUUUGCAUGUUAUUAUUUGUUUGUUUCUCUUGUUUUGUCAUUUAAGAUUAAUAUCUCUAUUUAUAUAAUUGUUUUAUUUUUGUUUUAUUUUUUCAUGACAACUUGUACAGAAGGGUUUUGUUAACAUCCACCUGUGAUAGAUGAUUUGCCAUCAAUGUACAUUUGUUUGCUCUAGAAAUAAACAAACAUGAAAGUUGA